This is a messenger RNA of Schistocerca americana (American grasshopper), 2950 nucleotides long. Its product is annotated as neprilysin-2-like. Bases 350 to 2563 code for a protein of 737 amino acids. NCBI's taxonomy places the organism in Eukaryota, Metazoa, Arthropoda, Insecta, Orthoptera, Acrididae. Gene Ontology annotation, molecular function: metalloendopeptidase activity. Gene Ontology annotation, cellular component: plasma membrane. The transcript has 15 exons. Gene Ontology annotation, biological process: protein processing. The record is from RefSeq and is a predicted model, not a curated record.
GCCAUUGGCUGUCUGUCGCCUCCCGUUACGAACACUGCUGGUCUGCGCCUUCCCAUCUCUGCGCCCGGCAGUCGCCGUCGGAAGCAACAGGUGGCUGCAGUGAUUGGCAUCAUCUUUGCUGCCGUGUCGCGCAGACACGUCUCUGACACACGUAUUGAAGAGCUUUGACGGCGAUAGUACGAAUCGUUCGUUGUUGCUUCGUGCGUUCUAUUAACUGACGCUCCGACCUUCUGACUCGAAAAGCCGACAAACUGUGAGACAACGUGGAAAGUGGCACAUGUUGCGAAAUUAUUAACUGGCCAGAGCUCGGAGUAGAGCAUCGAUCUUAAUUUAGUUUUCUCCGCCCACAAUGUCCAACAACACGACGCAGACCGUUGUAAAGUAUGCUGAUGCUGACCGAGAAGCCAACAUCGUCACCCAGCUGCAGCCGGCGAGUGACAUGGCUCCACGACGUCAGAGGGGGCCCACGUGCAGCCACGACUGUAUCCCCAUGGAGCGCAGGCUGACGCUGGUGGCUGCGACCACGCUGCUGGCAGCCAUCGCUCUCGCCGUCUCGCUGGGCGUCCUCUUUGUCAAGUGGCAGCACCAGCCCAGAGCCAGUCAGGCGCCAGUAUCCCAGUCCAACAAUCAGAGCCAGGAGGACCUCUGCCUCACACAGGGAUGCAUCAAAGCAGCGUCUGAGGUGCUGAGCAAACUGGACCCGUCGGCGGACCCCUGUGAUGACUUCUACCAGUACGCGUGUGGCAACUACGUGCGCACCACCAACAUCCCGGAUGACAAGUCGUCGGUGGACACCAUCUCAGCUCUCACCGACCACCUGCUGGAGAAGCUGCGCAACGCCAUAGAAGAGGAGCUGACCGAAGCUGUCGUCCCACGGAGCCUGCAGCUGGCGCGCGACUUCUACAGGGCCUGCAUGAACAAGCCACAGAUCGAGUCCCGCGGCGUGGGGCCGCUCCAGAGGGUGCUGCAGGAGCUGGGCGGCUGGCCCGCCGUGGAGGGUGACUCCUGGCAAGAGGCGGGCUUCGACUGGCGGCAAAGCGUCUACCGCUUCCGCAGGGCCGGAUUCAGCACUGACUACUUCAUCAAGUUCUCGGUGGCGACCGACCACCGCAACUCAACGCAGCGCUGCAUUUACCUGGACCGGGCAUCGCUAGGACUAAGUCACGAGUUCCUUCUGAGGCCUCCCCCAAACAAGCAGGUGGAUGCAUAUUACAAGUACCAGGUGGACCUAGCAGUUCUGCUGGGUGGUGACAGAGUGCGCGCACAGCGUGAGCUCAGGCAGUCCCUCGAGUUCGAGAGACAUCUGGCCAUAAUCUCGCUGACAAGAGAGAAGAGGGGCAACGUGACGCGGCCGUACGAACCGCCCACCGUGGAGAAGCUGCAGCGGGCGUACCCGUCGGUGCCGUGGCUGGAGUUCCUGGAGGCGCUGCUGCCGCCACGCGUCACCGUCUCCAGCAGCGAGGCGGUCGUCGUCCUGGCGCCGUCGUACAUCGAGCGCCUCUUACAGUUGCUCAGCCACACCCCCAAGAGGGUGAUCGCCAACUAUGUCAUGUGGCGGGCAGCUGAGGCCCGGGUGAGGUUCAUGACGAAGGAGAUGCGCGAGCGCCAGCUCGACUACAACUACGCCCUGACCGGCAAGAGAGAGCGGCAACCCCGCUCGAGGGAGUGCGUCGAAAUCGUCGCUACUGGCAUGCCGCUGGCUGUGGGCUCCAUCUAUGUGCGCAGGUUCUUCGACAAGGAGGCCAAGAACGCGGCGCUCGAGAUAGUGGACGACAUCCGCCAGGAGUUCCUCCACAUGCUGCAAGAGGUGGACUGGAUGGAUGAGGGCACCAAGAAGAAGGUGCUAAAGAAGACCAAGUCCAUGGUCGCCCACAUCGCCUAUCCUGAUGAGUUGCUGGAUGACAGCAAGCUGGACCACUUCUAUGAGAAGCUGGACGUCAACUCAACCCUCUACCUGGAGAGCUUGCUCAACGUGACCAAGUUCCUGAUGGACUACUCCUUUGGUCAACUGCGGCAGCCCAUCAACAAGACUUCAUGGACCACCCAUGGAGCGUCAGCUACUGUAAACGCCUUCUACGACCCCAGUGAGAACUCCAUAUUGUUCCCAGCGGGCAUCCUCCAAGGAGCCUUCUUCAGUGCUGACCGCCCCAAGUACAUGAACUAUGGUGGCAUCGGCUUUAUCAUUGGCCACGAGAUCACACAUGGCUUCGAUGACAAGCUGAAUGGGCUCAUCACACAGGGGGAGAACAUCGCAGACAAUGGCGGAAUCAAGGAGGCGUACCGCGCCUACCUCGCCCUGGAGCGCCGCGCCGGCCAGCCAGAACUGAGGCUGCCCGCGCUGUCCAGCCUCUCUCCACGGCAGAUGUUCUGGGUGUCCGUCGCACAGGCCUGGUGCUCCAAGUACCGUGUUGAGCAGAUGCGCCAGAGCAUCUUGACUGACGUUCACCCACCGAGCCGCUUUCGCAUACUGGGCCCAUUCAGCAACCAGCCCGAAUUUGCCAAGGACUUCGAGUGUCCACUUGGCUGCCACAUGAACCCGAAACAGAAGUGCCAGGUGUGGUAAAGCGUCAAGAGCCUGAUAGCCACACCGAAAUGUCAGGAGUCUAUCACCAGCUGCCAAGUUCCUGAUGUCACCCACUGUCCAUCGCACACAUCCGACUCCCAAAUGCACAGAUAUCCCGACUCAGUGAUUCUGCAGAACAAAAGGGAAUUUAAUGCUGUCAACGAUCGACCAAUACUUCAGAUACGAAGCUUUGUUUGUGUGUAAUCCUCACUACACGGGCUCCGACGUGUUCACUAUUGGACUGGAUUCUCAAAACAGGCUAUCAGAUGUAUCCACAGAGGACUGGAAACGGACUGUCCAGUUGCUAUGGUUUUAGCACAUGCUUAAUGGGGAUUGCCAAUUGUGUGUGUGUGUGUGUGUGUGUGUGUGUGUUUGUGUGUGUUAUCA